GCUUUUAUGAAACGAGACAUGCGAAAAGCCAUUACCAUGAGUCCUUAAAUUUGUAUCUUUGGUUUUAAAGAAAAUCUUCAUCUGUAAAAUUUAUUAGCUUUUUGAAACGAGGUCCAAUUCCUAUUUUUGAAGACUCUGCAACAACUGGAUCCAGUUUCUACGGACUUUUGUUGGUGAUUCUAGUGAUUUUAAUUAGAUUGCAACUGCAGUUGUUAGUUUGGGAUUUAAUGUGGCAUUGUAACCAUGAAGAAUAAAUACACCUCUGUUUCAGACUCUGAAGAGUCCUUGAAAACGCUCACUGAUGAAAAGUCAGACACGCAUUCUGCAGAUGGCACGCCUCCUCCAUAUUCAGGUACGAUUAUUGAAAUAGAAAGGUAAUGGUGUUUGUUAUUGAGAGUUUUUACUGAGGAAUUCUAUUUUAAACUUGUCGACGAUUGUCAAUAAACAGGGCGAAUACCUUCAUUCUCUCGUAUACAACGAAAACUUCAGCUGCUAAUUCAUUCGUUAGCUUCAAACAAAUUUAUCGAUUUAGAAAUGGCUGACGGAUCCGCUCAGAAUUCCGCCGAAUUAUCCGAAAAUAAUAUUAGGUCUGACCCUUCGCCAAAUAAACAGUGGUGGAAAACACAUUUCAUAGAAACAGUGACUAUUAUAACUAUUAUAUAUAAUCUUGUUUUUCUAGUCAUAGUUUUUGGUUACAACGUUUCUCCGUAUUCGAAAACUUUUUAUGGUCUUGCUGGCAGCUCUAUUGGAUCUAUUUGUACUUCUCUCCUUGCAAUUCUUUAUAUCUGUCCGGAAUGGUACAGGGAAGCUGGAAGAGCAACAAAGAAGUGCAUUAAGAAAUUCACACCAGCUGUAUGUAAAGCGCUAAUUACCCUGAUAAGUUUGAAUGGAGUCGGGGGUGGUGCUUUGAAACUAACAGGAGGCUUCGAAUAUAUACAUUCAGCCAUGGUGUUGGUUGUUCUGGCCGUAUUGAACAUAUGCUUGUUUGUUCUUCUCAUUCGAAACCCAAUUGGAUUUGGAAAUAUGACAGUUAUCGUUCCUACAAACAACAGAAUUAGCAGGAAUACUCCACCUCGUAACGAAGAAACCGAACUUCAGCCUCUUGCUGAGCAAAGCUCUGAAGUUUGAAUGUGAGUGUGAGUUUCACCGAACCUGCUUUCAUUUUGUGUACUUCGCCUUCGACCCUUCCUUGGGAUCAUCCAUGUCAAUUGCAGUUCACCAAGAUCCCUGUGUUCGUUGUCACAAAAGCUUGAAUCUGAUAAAUCCAGUAAACUUUGAUUGCUUUAAUAAUUCACUCUUUUACGAUUUUCUAAUUAGUUCACAGCACUGUUGUUUAUGCAUCGUUCAUUUUUCUUCGCAAUCCGAAUAGAACAUCCUUUCUAAUGAUUAUUUCAUGUUUUUGACAACGAAUAUUCCAUAGCAGUGAAGUAUUGUUUAACUCAACGCCGAGUCGCGUAAUUGAUAAUGUCUUAGAAUCGGCAAGGAUGAAUGUGAGUUUCGACAGUUAUUAUUUUCACAGUAUAGCAAACACAAAUCUUCAGAUCU
Schizosaccharomyces octosporus yFS286 is the source of this 1545-nucleotide messenger RNA. RefSeq lists its product as uncharacterized. The coding region runs from base 535 to 1128 and encodes 197 amino acids. Lineage: Eukaryota; Fungi; Ascomycota; Schizosaccharomycetes; Schizosaccharomycetales; Schizosaccharomycetaceae. The record is from RefSeq and is a predicted model, not a curated record. The transcript is spliced from 4 exons.